This is a messenger RNA of Suillus subaureus, 1494 nucleotides long. RefSeq lists its product as uncharacterized. Bases 1 to 1494 code for a protein of 497 amino acids. The transcript is spliced from 3 exons. NCBI's taxonomy places the organism in Eukaryota, Fungi, Basidiomycota, Agaricomycetes, Boletales, Suillaceae. Gene Ontology annotation, molecular function: protein binding. The record is from RefSeq and is a predicted model, not a curated record.
AUGUCGACAGCUGCGUCUUCGUCGAAAGUGACUUCGUCGAUGACGCUUCCAAAUGAACUCUGGCUUCCAAUUUUUGAAUAUCUGCCUCCACGGUCGCUUCGUAACGUUGUCUUGACGUCGAAGAAAUUUCAUGCAGUCGCCAUCCGUCUUCUUUACAAGCAUCUGAUUCUGACGUCCCCGACAUCGUUUGUAACGGCCCGCUCCGCUCUAUCUUCCAUCCAACCUUCACCACACGCUCUUCUGCUGAGUAUUUCCCCGUUCGUACGCACCGUAGAGCAACUACAAGAAGCUGUCGCUGUUGUUUCCUUUGACGGGUUGAAGCCAAUUACUGAUGCCUACCAACCAAGCCUGGUUGCGGAUACCGCCCUCUAUAACACUCUCCUCUCACAAGUGACUUCAUUUACAUCUCUCAGACAGCUCGUCUUCCGCGGUAUGAUUCUCCCAGGCAAUUUCCACUCUAUCGUACACGACUUUCCACACUUGCAUGAUUUAGCGGUUGUGCACUGCACCGUUCCCUUCGUUCGUGCCCCUCCAGAUAUUGACCACACUUCCCUAAACAUCGAAACUCUUACCCUCCUUGACAUUCGCGCUACUUCUCGAUCCGACGAUGACGACAUGAAUCUUCCCCGUACCCAUCUACGCUUGCUUGCAAAAGCCUCCACCCUCCGCACUCUCACAUAUGAUCAUACCGUCUGGGUACACCGCAUUUUCACAUCUUCUUCCCCAUCUCCCCCGCUCACUGCCCUCGACGUCAAGUUCCCUGUCCAGAAAGACCGUCCCAGAGUUCCAAUGGGCUUCAUCCCGUUCCUCGAGACUCUUCCAUCUCUCCAGACUCUCAUCCUGCGAAACCACGUACCCGCACUCUCAUUGUCAUCAAGCGCUCUUCCGGCUCUCUGUGCCAUUUCUGCCCCUUUCUCUGCCAUCACUUCUCUCUGUUCCGGCCGUAGCAUUGUCAAACUCGACAUCCGAGAUGAGGCUGUGCUUACGCCACUUUACAAGGCAUUUGCAGAAGUGCACUCUGACUUGUCGACGGUGCAAGAGCUCUCCCUGUUCGUAGGGGACUGGGACGACGAGCUCAUGCUGGCCAUCGUCGUACAUUUCCCCAAUUUGACCAAGUUACAAAUCAGGUAUGCUAGGGGAGGGCCAAGUGAGGACACCAUCAUCGGAAUGGGUUCACGUACAUUGUACGCUCUUCCACAUCUUGUGUCUGUGCACAUCUUCUGCAUCCCUCUGCCCCCACUUCCUCAAAAUUUCCUCGAGACGAACAACCUUGAUGAUGACACCGCAUAUGGCGCUCCUGGUAUCGACGAUACUUAUUUCCAGAGCAUGCAUGACAUCGAUCUGGACACAGAUACCAGCCUGGAGCAGGAUAACAGCGACGAUGAUUAUAGCAUACCCUACCGGUGCCGCGCUCGCAACUCUCACAAUACACUUCCUGCCAUCUAUCAAGACAUAGACAUGGACUUGGACGUGGGCAUGGACAUAGGCACUUGA